Molecule: messenger RNA, 530 nt
Organism: Zootermopsis nevadensis
Lineage: Eukaryota; Metazoa; Arthropoda; Insecta; Blattodea; Termopsidae
Source: RefSeq, a predicted model, not a curated record
UGAAGUUGUUGUGUGUGAGACCUGAUGGACAAUGACCAAUCAACAACCUUGCCCAGUGUCGUAGCUGUGCGCGCGCACGUCUCCCCCACUCCUCUCGUAGUGUCUGCGAGGGACGAACUGGUAUAACGACCACGCGAGUCGAACGAGCUCCACGCGGUCGGAGUUGUUCUAGCGUUUCGACAGAGACGGUCACGACUGAACUUGUGUUUUCCUCUCCCGCCAAACAAUGUCAUCGCACCGGGCGUUUGUUUUCGUUGGUGUUACUCUCUUUCUCUUGGCAAUUGAGCUAAAUCGCGUGUCGUGCGGUAGCUGUCGGGAAUCCAAGUUGUGUUGCCCCGGUCGUGAUUCUUCGUGCGUGGUCCAGAAGGCCCCCAUCAAUGCCAUCAUCGAGGACCUGAGUGAUAAACCUUGUUACUGCGACCACGCGUGCCUCAAGCUGGGAGACUGCUGUUCUGAUUUCAAGGACGCCUGUGGAGGUAAGUGCUGACGUUGUGAGGAACUUGUUCCUGCCCCAAAUUUUGAACAGACGC